Arctia plantaginis is the source of this 447-nucleotide messenger RNA. The record is from the annotation of a GenBank genome assembly. NCBI's taxonomy places the organism in Eukaryota, Metazoa, Arthropoda, Insecta, Lepidoptera, Erebidae.
AUGGUGUGCGACGGACCGGACCCGCCUGAAAAUAACCCACAGGAGCUUGUUCCGCCCCCUAGACAUGAACUGGUGAUGAACGGCAACGGUGAUGACAGUGAUGAAGAACAUGAAUAUUUUGGAUACGAACCUUUGGCACAAGGACCCGAGGUGGCACAUUCAGAUCACGACAGCGAUGAUGACGUAGAGGAUGUUGAUAGUGCACCCGCACAUGACGUACCAAGUAUAGAGACAAUGGAGAAUGUUUUAACUAGAGAAGUUUGGAAUGCACCACGUGUUGCUGAUCCUAUACAGAUGGAUAAUGAGAGGGCACAGCAGGUUAUGAGAGCAAUGGCAAAUUUCGCACUACCACAGGAUUCAAUACCAGAAUGGGCUCAAAGCAUUAAUGAAGAGCAAUGGAAACAGUCACUCAAAGACAGGAUAGAUAAAUUGAAAAGCAGUAGCUAA